AUGACUAAAAAUAAAACGGGUGCCGUUUGGGAAGAUAGAGAGGUGCUAUUUGAUUUACCAUUCGCAUACCUAAAGCUCCGCCCUGGCGAGAAGAUAUUUGAUAGGAUCGAACCCAUAGAAGACACGAAAGGCAACAGCGGUACCAAGGGACGUAUGGUAGUUACCAACCUGAGGAUUAUCUGGCAUUCAUUGGGGUCACCUAGGAUCAAUUUGUCUAUAGGCCUGAACUGCAUUCUAACUACAAACACGAAGGUCGUGAACUCCGGGCUCCGUGGCACAACCCAGGCUCUUAACGUAUUGGCAGCUUACAAAGCCAACAAAUAUGAAUUCAUCUUCACCAAUUUAUCUCCAAACUGUGUUCGACAUUAUACGUCAGUAGCUGGAGUGCAUAAAGCGUAUACAGGCUCCAGAUUGUAUCGUGACCUUAAGCUGAGAGCUGCUAUAAUACACAACAAGCAGUUACGGAUGUUACCGCUAGAAAAAAUAGCAUUACUGGAGCAUAGUAUCUGGAACCUAUCGAGUGACUCAGGCAACCUGGGUACCCUGAUAGUGACUAACGUCAGGGUGGUCUGGUUUGCAGACAUCAACGACGCCUUCAACGUAUCUAUGCCCUACAUUACGAUUGAAAGCGUCAAUGUAAAAGACUCAAAGUUUGGAGAAGCACUUGUGUUUCAAGUUCGAAAAUCGUCUGGAGGCUACAUAUUGGGUUUUAGAGCUGAUCCUCGUGAAAGAUUGAGGCCUCUACUCACAGAACUACAAGCUCUGCACCAAGCUUACACGGAGAAACCCAUAUUUGGUGUCGAACUCAAUUGGAAUAAUGAGAAUACAAGGCCCUCAGACGCUGAUAUAGAAGAGUUGGAAGAAAUCGGAGAGCCCCGUGGUGAAAUGGGACCUAAUUUGUACUUAGCAUCGCAACUUGCCCAGAAUAAAGAAGAAUUUGAAAGCCCACCAGUUUAUAGUUCAUAUUUAGGACUAGCUAUAGAACCACUGAGAGAAGGAUUUACUUUAAAAAGUCUUUUUGAAGUGCAAACUGCAUCGUAG
This is a messenger RNA of Spodoptera littoralis (African cotton leafworm), 1041 nucleotides long. The record is from the annotation of a GenBank genome assembly. NCBI's taxonomy places the organism in Eukaryota, Metazoa, Arthropoda, Insecta, Lepidoptera, Noctuidae.